GCCAUGGCCCGGCUGAUGCUGGGCCGGACCCUGGAGCGCAUCUGCAAGGGCGUGCUGCUGCUCUGCCUGCUCCACUUCCUCAUCAUGAUGAUCCUCUACUUCGACGUGUACACGCAGCGCUUCGACCUCUUCAGCCGCUUCAACAACGGCCGCAACGGCUCCCGCUCCGGCGGCGCCGGCGCCAACAACAACGGCGGCACGGUGGCGGCGGCGGGCGGCCACCACCUCUACCUGUACAACCUGUCCCGGCCCAACGCCACGCUGGCCGGGUACCUGGCGGCCGGCGAGCAGCUGCUGCCCAGCGUCAAGCCCUCGCCCAAGCCGCUGCCGCCGUGCCCGGAGAUCCCCCCCGGCCGGGUGGGCCGUCUGCUGAUAGAGUUCAGCUCCCAGAUGACCAUGGAGCGCGUGCAGAAGGAGAACCCCAACGUGACGGACGGCGGACGCUACACGCCCCCCGACUGUCGGCCCAGAUGGAAGGUUGCCAUCAUCAUUCCAUUCCGUCACCGAGACAACCAUCUGAAGUACUGGCUCCACUACCUGCACCCCAUACUCAGACGACAGAAGAUCCACUACGGCAUCUACAUCAUCAACCAGUUGGGCGAGGAGACGUUCAACCGCGCCAAGCUGCUGAACGUGGGCUACACGGAGACCCUGAAGGACGGCGAGUACGACUGCUUCAUCUUCAGCGACGUGGACCUGAUCCCCAUGGACGACCGCAACCUCUACCACUGCUACGACCAGCCCCGGCACUUCGCCAUCGCCAUGGACAAGUUUGGCUUCAGGUUGCCGUACGCGGGCUACUUCGGAGGGGUGUCCGGGCUCAGCAGGAAGCAGUUCCUGAAGAUCAACGGCUUCCCCAACGAGUACUGGGGCUGGGGCGGCGAGGACGACGACAUCUACAACAGGAUCACUCUGAACGGGAUGAAGGUGUCCCGGCCGGACGUCCGGAUCGGCCGCUACAGGAUGAUCAAACACGAGAGAGACAAACACAACGAGCCCAACCCUCAGAGGUUCAACAAGAUCCAGAACACCAAGAACACCAUGAGGAGGGACGGCAUCAGCUCCCUCACCUACCGGCUGGUGCAGGUCAAGAGGUUCCCUCUGUACACCGACAUCUCGGUGGAGAUCGGGAAGCCCCCGCCCAGGCCCUUCAAGGGAUAGAGACGGGGACGGAGAGGGAGGGGGUCAGGGAGACGGAGUAAGAGAGAGAGAAGACACUGAGGUGGGACAGCACUCGCUCAGGCUGCAGUGAGAGAGAGAGAGAGAGAGAGAGAGAGAGAGAAAGAGAGAGAGAGAGAGAGAGAGAGAGAGAGAGGAAGAGAGAGAGACAGACUAGAUCAAGUGUCAAACUCUCCCAGACAGCCGAUGAGAUUAUAGAGAGAGCUGGUGCAUUAGGUGUAGAUGCAUCACAAAGCACAUCAGUCUCUCUCUCUCUCUCCUCUCCUCUUCCGGCUCUGCGCUUCAAACUCUCCCUCUCUCCAUCAACGUCUCUUUCUAACAGCCAAUGGCAGGCUGCCAGCUGAAGGACCCUGGCCAAUCAGAGACUCUCAGAGUGUUCCCAGAGCCUGAGCUUGGACUGGGAUGGUUUGAAACAUUGCGAUCGCAAUUGCCUCGGAAAAACGUGGACGGCGUUUUGCUGGAUGAUCUUAGGGGAUUGUGUGCAGUCCUCGAACAAUAUCCAUGGAAGGCCCUUGGUCUAUUAUCUUGUAAUGGAUGUCUGUUCUUUAUUUGGUUCAUAAAGUCCUGGAAGUGAACGACAAUGGACCUAAUUGAGGAAGUAGGGAUAUGUGCACAAGAUAGUUCAUUCAGUAGGAGACGUCCCGCUACGUAGCACAGGAAGGUGAAAUCCAGGUGUGUGCAUCUUUUUUUCAGGAUAACAAAUGCUCAUGAACAUCGUCGCUGAGGAUGAUAAGGAAGUACAACGGUGGGCGGAGCUGACAUUCUUAACCGGGAACAGAGUUAUAAAGUUCUCAAGAAAUGUUACAAAAGUAAACUAGUGACAGAGAACUGGGGGCGGAGGGGGGAGACAAAUUCAACAGUUCAGCUGUCAUAAAAGGAUUGCGAUAAGAAAAGAUACGAUCCACAUUUCAACGAUAUCGGAUAAUCAAAGUUCAGCAUCGAGAGCGUCCCUCUCCAGAAGAGUGUGUUUAUCGCGGAGCACGAAACGCUGUUUCUGGAACAAAAAAGCUUUCAGAUCCACAGUGGUUCAUCACCUUAAAAUAGAUACAUGGACUCAAACUUUGGAAACAGUGAGAGUCUUACAGCACUUUUCAAAUGUCAAGAGUUUUAGAGAAAGUUCAAACACAUUGGAAACCCAAACUAACAGUUUUUUUUGUUUUUUAUGCAGUUGGAAAUUCAGUGUAACUGUCCCUGGAGCACCUUUGAAUUUCAACCAGAGAGUAAAAGGAAAGAAGUGGGCUUUACUUUAUGAGCACUCACAAUGCUGAAACACAAGCCUGCACUCUGCACAGAAUGCCUGCGUGUCCCACAGUACUGUUUGAUCUCGGAAAAGACAAACAUAUAGAUUGAUGCGUUAAAUGUUCAGACUUUAGGCAUUCAGAGAUUUUAACAGAUAUGAAUGUGCCAUUUCAGCUUUUUUGGUCUGGGCAUAACAUCCGUAUGGUGUGUGUAGAUGGAGAUGUAAAA
Molecule: messenger RNA, 2646 nt
Organism: Gadus chalcogrammus (walleye pollock)
Lineage: Eukaryota; Metazoa; Chordata; Actinopteri; Gadiformes; Gadidae
Gene: b4galt2
Product: UDP-Gal:betaGlcNAc beta 1,4- galactosyltransferase, polypeptide 2
Exons: 7
Coding region: 4-1161 (385 amino acids)
Biological process (GO): carbohydrate metabolic process
Molecular function (GO): glycosyltransferase activity
Source: RefSeq, a predicted model, not a curated record